This is a messenger RNA of Thlaspi arvense, 1413 nucleotides long. The record is from the annotation of a GenBank genome assembly. NCBI's taxonomy places the organism in Eukaryota, Viridiplantae, Streptophyta, Magnoliopsida, Brassicales, Brassicaceae.
AUGGGCUAUCCUUUUUGUAAUGACGAAUCCGCCGUUUCAAUCUGCGAUCCUCGACGUCGAUCGAGAUCUUCUCACCAGGAUCAGAAACGUCGUCUUAAGCUCCGGAUUUUCAACUACGACGAACUCGCCCUCGCUACAGACGGCUUCUCCGCAGGGAAUUUCCUCGGGAAAGGAAGCCACGGCAGAGUUUACAAGGCGGUUCUCGACGGCGGUAAGCUUCUCGCCGCCGUCAAACGGACCACGAUCGCCGCCGCUGAUGAUUAUAAUAAAUGCAGUAGCGUAAACCAGGUGGACAACGAGAUCGAGAUUCUCUCGCGAGUUCGUCACCGAUGGAUGGUCAACCUAAUCGGUUACUGCGUUGACCACCGGAGGAAGACGAAGCUGCUUGUCGUCGAGUACAUGCCUAACGGCACGCUUCACGACCACUUGCAUUCUCCGCCUCUUGUUAGCAGCUGGAACCGGAGAGUCAAACACGCGCUUCAGAUCGCGAUUGCAGUGCACGCGCUUCAUUCCGCCGAGACGCCGGUUAUCCACCGUGAUAUCAAGUCGUCGAACAUCCUAAUCGACGGCGAAGGAAACGCGAGGCUGGCCGAUUUCGGAUUGGCGUUGAUCGGAAACGUAAACGACGAGCAUCUGAAAUCCACUCCGCCGGCGGGAACGCUGGGGUACUUAGAUCCGUCGUACCUGGCGCCGGCGGAUCUAACCGCUAAGAGCGACGUGUUCAGCUUCGGGGUGCUGUUGCUGGAGAUUAUUAGCGGAAGAGAAGCCAUUGAUUUGGAUUUUAGCCCGUCGUGUAUCGUUGAUUGGGCGAUGCCUCUGAUAAAACGUGGCGAAUUCGCGGCGAUUUGUGAUUCCAGAAUCAGAAACCGUCCUAAGUCCGCCGUGAUCCGGAGAUUAGCCGUUAUGGCGGCGAGAUGCGUGAGAUCGACGGCGGAGAAACGUCCAGAUAUGUCGGAGGUUGUCGAGUGUUUGAACUCAGUGAGGAAGAUAUCUCAGGGAAACCCCGUGUGGAAUCGACUGUGGCGGAGGAGCGAAAACAGAUCGGAAAACGUAUUCGUGAGUGAAGAAAAGGAAGAGAUCCAUGUGAGGAUGGUGAGAGGAGGGAGCAAGAAGCAGAGCACGGUAUCUAGCGUGAGGAGCGAGGAUGGUGUGUGCGAGAGAAUAGUCACGGAGAUGCCGGUUUCUCCGUUACCGCAUCGUCGCCGGAAUCGUGUGUUGAGAUCGAGAUCAGUGGGUGCGAUGGGACGGUCGAAAGUUGGACCGGAUCCAAACGAUGGAGAUAAUACGGCGGUUGCAACUACAACAAUCAGGAUUCUCGUCGAGAGAGAAAGAGCGGCGACGAUGAAGCUGGGCAAGUCGAGGUCGGUGGGGAUGGUUCGUAGCCAUAAAACGGCGUCGCGGAAGAGAGAUUGA